Molecule: messenger RNA, 1352 nt
Organism: Camellia sinensis
Lineage: Eukaryota; Viridiplantae; Streptophyta; Magnoliopsida; Ericales; Theaceae
Source: RefSeq, a predicted model, not a curated record
CCGUCUUCAAGCUCUGGAGGAGGCGCUGCUGCUGCUGCUGGAUCAACUGAUUCUUCAGCACCCAGACGAAAUUCCAAGCGACCCAAAUAUUCGAAGUUUACUCAACAGGAACUUCCUGCUUGCAAACCAAUUCUUACACCAAGAUGGGUGAUUUCAGCAUUCAUGCUUGUUAGCAUUGUCUUUAUUCCCAUUGGAGUAGCCUCCUUGUUUGCUUCUCGGGAUGUGGUUGAAAUUAUUUAUCGUUAUGAAACUGACUGCAUACCAGUAGCCAAUAGAAGUGAUACGGUCAAAUACAUUCAAAGCUCUGAGGAUAAAACUUGCAACAGAACGUUAACGGUACCGAAGCAUAUGAAGCAACCUAUUUAUGUGUAUUAUCAGCUUGACAACUUCUACCAGAAUCAUCGCAGGUAUGUGAAGAGCCGGAGUGAUCAACAGUUGAAAUCUGGCAAGGAUGGCGAUGUUGAAAGCACAUGUCAACCUGAAGCUUCAGCGAAUAACAUGACGAUUGUGCCUUGCGGUCUUAUAGCUUGGAGUUUGUUCAAUGAUACUUACAGCUUUUCUGUCAACAGCAGCCAGCAAUUGACAGUAAACAAGACGGAUAUCUCAUGGAAGAGUGAUAGGGAACACAAGUUUGGAAAAGAUGUCUUCCCUAAAAAUUUUCAAAGUGGAGUUGUUAGAGGGGGUGCAAAUCUUAGUUUGUCCAAACCAUUGAGUGAGCAGGAGGACCUCAUUGUAUGGAUGAGAACUGCAGCGCUUCCGACAUUUAGAAAGUUGUACGGGAGGAUAGAGGUGGAUCUACAGGAAAACGAUGUGAUUCAGGUGACAUUGCAGAACAAUUACAACACCUAUAGUUUUAAUGGAAAGAAGAAGCUUGUUCUUUCUACAACUACCUGGCUUGGUGGAAAGAAUGACUUUCUUGGCAUUGCAUACCUCACUGUUGGCGGCUUGUGCUUCUUUCUGGCUAUGGCUUUCACCGUUGUAUAUCUAGUUAAGCCAAGGCGACUUGGAGAUCCAUCAUAUUUGUCAUGGAACCGAAACCCAGGAGGUCACUGAGCAAGCUUGUGACACAUUUUGAAGGGGGCUUUGCUUUGCUUUGCUUUGCUUUGGCUUUGCUUGGUACACUCAUCAUUAGUGGAUGACGCUUUAUGUGACAAUGUGAAAAUGAAACUGUGAAGUGAUGAUAUUACUACAUAUAUAUAUAUAUAUAUAUAUAUGUAUGAGACGUCAGUUUGAAGCAUUGUUGUGUAGUUGUUGUAUGGAAUUUUGAAUCUUGUGGCAUUGGUUAUGUAUUAUAAAAUUUUAUGUAUAAUUUUACAAAUAUAAUAUAAUACAAGUUCUUGUUUUUAUUUUAA